CCCCCCCCGCCGCCAUCCCUGAAAUGCCUACCCCGAUUCCCACGUCCUGAAUCAAUCUAGUGUUGUCAUAGUUACAGCAGAUGAUGUUGGCCCCUGCUACACCUGUGUCGCUUUGUUUUCAUGCACCCCAUCGUCUCAUCGGGGCCUUGGACUUUACACCCCAACACUUAUUUUCUUCUUAGGAGGUGAGGGGGGUUCUAACCCCCCACCCCUGCAAAGGAGUCCACCAUUUUUGCCUCUUCAUAAACCUUAACGACUGUGUUGUGGGAAGGCUUGACACAAUCACGGCGUGAUUGGUUCGUAGCAAUUGGUCAGCAGCUUGCAGCUAAUUUGUCUUUUCACGACUGAGCGCUCUCUCAGGCCUGAUCGAAUAAUCAAUACCGACAUUGUUGCAAUCUGCUCUCGACACCAAAGAGCAACAAAGAUAAAAAAAAAUAAAAAAAAAGCACUACUUUGAGAAUUUGAGCUUCGGGGGUGGAAAUGGAAUAAAUAAAAACAAAAGGACAAUCGUCAUGAUUUGCCAUCUUCACUCUUACCUGGAGAGCCUCUCAUGAGAUUGAACUGAUUUAACUCAAUAUGCUGGAGAGAUUGAAGAUGAACAAUCAAGGCUUUCAGAGUCUGUAGUGUUUAUUACCUUGUAUAAGGGCUUUAACAUGUGCAUAUUUGUCUUUUUGCUCAAUUGAGGCUGCCGUACAUACAGUAAGUAUAGUUGCCUAAGUAACAUCUCAUGCAAUACGUGUUUCAAAGCUACAUUUCGACCAUUAGCGCAUUAAGAUGUUUAAUUGCGUAGCUUUAAUCAGCAGGGAAUGUGAACAAAAGCCGUGGUCUUUCUUUUUCCUUAAGCCUCCAUUUUCAGAUCAUAUCGCUGUGAAGUGGAGUGAAAGAAACACACAAAAAAAGCUCUACAUGUUGUUGACUUUGGGGACGGCUAUGGAUGACAUGUGUGCCCGUAUAAGGGUGUGAGAAAUUAUGUGGGAUGUGCCGAGCAUCUGAAAAAAAAAAGAAAAAAAAAAGACUAUUUUUAGCAUGCACACUCCCUCAUGAGUUUCCUUAAUAGCUUCUUUAAGAGUUCUCAGAGCUAUGGUUUUUCAUAAAGACCGAUGCUGACCUUGUAGACAUUAUGAUUCAUCCCUCCUACCCUCCUCCAGUCCUUCGCCCUCUAUCUUUUAUCCCUGAGGUUCUUCUUCCGGUUUCUCUGCAAUUUUCCCCAAUAUUGAAGAUAUAUAUUGAUAUUUCACAUCGGGUGCUUGAGAGCAACAAACCCCCAUGAAGGCGCAAUUAAACACAAUAAUGUGGAAUGGGGCACUGGACGGUAAAAAAAACAAAAAACAACAACAACAAAAAAAAACACAAGAUGGUGAGUGAGCAGGUUGCCACGGCAACCGUGUUUCUAGGAGCCCGCAUGUAUUGUGGCUGCAUAGGAGAGGAGAUGCUAAACACCGCCAUUGGAGCACCAUUGUUAACGACAAUCUAUCUCUAUUAUGUAUUCACCGUAAGAAGUUGGCAAGCUUUGUGUCAUACGAACACGUCUCGUCCUAGCCUUUUCUAAAUUUAGUGAGUCUGCUGAUGCUCGCAGGCAAAAGUGUGCGACACCCUCUCAACCAAGGACGGAUUUGGCUCCCAAUGCAUAUCACUGUGCUUUUUCUUCACAACGCCUGGUUUCAUGUUUGCUUAAUUGCGUGUUGCUUAUUGCACACGGCUCAUGUGGCCAAUAAUAAUCCCUGGAUAGCUUAAUUGCCGAAGUACCGCAUAAGGGUGUCAUUUGUCAACUCGUGUUGUUGCUUCUUAAUGGGUUGCGUAAAUCUCUGCAUUAACCUUAUGGUUGCUUUCUCGUUAAAACCGGAUUAAUUCUUGUCUAUGAACCGGUUUCCUAGCCAGCUAUUUUUUCCCCCCAAAAAAUAGAACGUUGUGGCCAUUUUCAGACGAUGACCUCGGCGUUAAGUUCAACGUCAAGAAAAUGGCAGCUGACUCACCCAGUUCUACUACAGGCCACAAUUUGAGAGCCACUUCUUUACAACCCGAAGCCUGACCUUGCUCGUCUCCCGCAACAGGACAUUGUCAUAUUUUCAUAAUUAAAUUCCGUCCUGGGCAUCCUUGCAUGAAUGUGUUAGGCUAAUAUCUCAAAGCUACUGCACUGUGCAUUACUUGACCUCCUUUCUUUUCUCCUUUUCUCUCUUCUUCCCCUCCCCUCCCGCCACAGUGAGAAGAAACAAACAGCCUCUGCAGAGAAGAGGAGGCUUCCAGGGGCGACAAUCCCCCUCCCAAACAUCAUUUUUUUUACACUAAUAACUGUCAUGGGAGCAAAAAAAAAAAGACAUGCUUUCUGAAAAUGACAUGUAAGAAAGAACAAGGCGCUUGGUAGUCAAAGAAGCAUACAAAGAAGUAUUCAUGAUAGUCUUUUAAUAUAACAUUACACCCUUCUUUCUAAAUUAUUAAGCAGUCUACUUGAAGGAGAAACACAGCAAAAGAGCAUUAAAUAUGAACAUGAACGCAAGCAUUUAAAUUCUCCGAUUUGGAGGUGAUUUGUCAGCAUCAUACAGCAGUCGGGGUGGGUCAUGACUCAGUUGCCAUGCGUGUUGUCAUGGUGACCAGCCCCUGUACCCCUUCCCCCCUCCUCUGGUUGGUCCACCUUUUGUUGUGGUUCCACAACCAUGGACCUGAGCUGACAGAGGCAGCACCCCCAUGUCCCACCCCGUGUAGUUGCUCCAAUCAGGCGAGCCGUGUCAUCUGCACAAGGAAGAGUCUAGAUCAAGUCCCGGACAGUAUUUCGGAGAACACAAGAUACCUCAAUCUACAAGAGAACACAAUUCAGGUGAUAAAGUCUGACACCUUUAAGCACCUGCGGCAUUUGGAAAUCCUCCAGCUCUCCAAGAACCACAUCCGACAGAUCGAGGUGGGGGCGUUCAAUGGGCUGCCAAACCUCAACACGCUGGAGCUUUUCGACAACCGUCUCACCGUGGUACCGUCACAGGCCUUUGAGUACCUCAGCAAGCUAAGGGAACUAUGGCUACGGAACAACCCCAUCGAGACACUGCCGGCGUUUGCAUUUCACCGCGUUCCCUCUUUACGCCGUCUCGAUCUCGGGGAGCUCAGGAAACUGGAUUUCAUCUCAGAGGCGGCCUUCGAAGGUCUGGUGAAUUUGCGCUUCUUGAAUCUGGGCAUGUGCGGCUUAAAGGACAUCCCUAACCUCACCCCGCUCGUACGACUAGAGGAGUUGGAGUUGUCCGGCAACCAGUUGGGGAUUGUCCGGCCCGGAUCCUUCCAGGGCCUGGUGUCACUUCGCAAGCUGUGGCUCAUGCACUCCAGAGUGUCUGUUAUUGAACGCAACGCCUUUGAUGACCUAAAGAGCUUGGAGGAGCUCAACCUUUCCCACAAUUCCCUUCAUUCGCUGCCUCAUGACCUCUUCACGCCUUUGCACCAGUUGGAGAGGGUGCAUCUCAAUCACAACCCAUGGGUGUGCAACUGUGACGUUCUGUGGCUCAGCUGGUGGCUUAAAGAAACGGUUCCUAGCAACACAACAUGUUGUGCCCGGUGUCACGCACCCCCAGGUCUGAAGGGCAAGUACAUCGGUGAACUGGACCAGAGCCAUUUCACAUGCUACGCACCGGUCAUUGUGGAGCCGCCCACUGACCUCAACGUCACCGAGGGCAUGGCGGCAGAGCUGAAAUGCCGCACGGGGACCUCCAUGACCUCCGUGAACUGGUUCACUCCGAACGGCACUUUGAUGACCCACGGAUCGUACCGCGUGAGGAUCUCCGUGCUCCACGACGGAACGCUCAACUUCACCAACGUGACUGUGCAGGACACGGGCCAGUACACAUGCAUGGUGACCAACUCCGCUGGCAACACCACCGCCACCGCCGUGCUCAACGUAUCCGCUUCAGACCCCAGCAACAGCUACAGCUAUUUUACCACCGUCACAGUGGAGACAGUCGAGACAGUGGGAGGAGGGGACGAUAAGAACUCAGCAAUGCAGUACAUUAACGAGACCUUCAUAGAUUUCCCUAAUCCUACUGUUGAAAGAGGUUCAGAUGGCAUCACUAUAUCCCCUUCUCUCUCUUCCCUGUCCUCACUGUCCCCACGAGCGAACAGAGCCACUGAAAAUGCAGUGACUGUAUCCAUCAUCGAUGUAACUAACAUUCCGGGCCUGGAUGAUGUAAUGAAAACCACCAAGAUCAUCAUUGGCUGCUUUGUGGCAAUUACUUUUAUGGCAGCUGUAAUGUUGGUGGUCUUCUAUAAGCUCCGCAAGCAACACCAGCUGCACAAGCACCAUGGCCCAGCCAGAGCCAUCGAGAUCGUCAAUGUGGAGGAUGAGAUUGGAGCCGGAGCCGGAAGCGGCAUUUCAGGCGGGUCUACGAUGAAUACAGGCAGUGGCGGAGAAGGAACCCUAAGGAUACAUCAUCCUGAAAUAGUUAACCUUCCCAACAUUGGACGUUCAGACACCCUGAACCAUUACUAUAAGACCCAUCAUUACAACAACAAUGUGAUGGGGCUUAGUAUUGGUAGCGAAGGAAUGGGACCCGGAGGGAUGCUUGGCAACAAAAACCACCAAGGCCAGGAAAUCCCCAUCUCCUGCACCCCUGUCCCCAUCUCCACGUCCAACCUCCUCACAUCUUCAGGAAAUGGCACCAACAUCAACCCAAGCUCUAUGUCCCCGCCUCUGCCCAUGUCUCUCCCAAUGCCUACCAUGGGCCUACACGGAUCAAUUAAAGGUUUCAUGGGCCAGAAUCAGAACCCCCAAAUGGAGCCUCUUCUCUUUAAGGGGAACUCAAAGGAAAAUGUCCAGGAGACUCAGAUCUAAAAGCGCGAGAAUGACGCUCGAGGGACAGAGAGAGAAUUCAUGUUGGGUUUAUGCUGGGAAUGAUUAGACACUAGAGUGCAUUGACUUUGACACCAGGAGACAGGAUAGACGUGACCCGGCAACACACAAACACAGAGACUCGUCCGUGGUGGCGUACUGAGCCAAGGAUUACCACAGUGGUUCACUUGUGUUUGUAGUAACGCUCAUGGCCAAGGAGAUCAAGGAAUGGACAUUGCUACAAUGUAAAUCUGUGCCAAAGCAAAUGUUUUUUUGCAUUCUCUCCAAACCGUGUUGUCAUUGGGGGAAAAACAACAAGUCUUUGAGAGUAAUCGGUCCUCAAAUCACUGUUGGCCGGCAGAGAUGGAAGACGCGCACACUAGUACUUAACAUGCAGAAGAUGGCUGAGAUUAUGGAACCAAAUCCCAGAGACAUUUUUCUUGACGAAAAGAAGGCGCGCUAAAGUGACUCAAUAGACUCCCUCAAGGUGACAAUAAUCUAGGCAUAAAUAGAUGGACAAAAAGGUACAGUGCAGUACAAACUACUGUGAAAAAUCCACAAAUUAUAUAAAUAUAUUUUCAUUUAAAUAUGUAUCAUUGCAGACUCCGACGCAGAGAUAUUUUGGGGUGGAUGUACAUGCCGGUAGAGUUUGUUUCUAUGUGACCUAAGACGGGCGGCGACUGGGGGAGGUUGGUUAUGGUACAUGUUUUCAGUUUGGCUACUUCUCAGAGAACAUAAGGGCUCAAUUGCAACACUCAUUGUGGAUCUUUGAAUUGGCUUUGUGACAUAAAGUCUAUUUAGGUUGUAGUACAGUAAAUGCAGAUAUCUGUUUGACAAACUUCUGUCUGUUGCUUCAGUAGUAAUCAUUACACAUUUUUUGUGUUUCCGAGGGUGUAUUAUGUAUUUUGUAACAACCAGCUUCUUGGUAUUUGAAUCGUAUCAAUUCUGACAAUGCCAUAACUAAUGUUUCACGGACAGGGAGAGGUUAAUCCAAUGCAAAGACCUGUAUGGCGAAAAAUAAAGUGUUGACUUAUUUGUGUUAUUUGGAGCAGAUCCGUAGCCAGGAAUUUGAUAUGACCUCCUCGCUCAUGGUGACUGUAAUCAUGCCAUAAACGCCCUCAUUAUGACGAUUCGACAUCUCUCUUCAGUCGCAUUCGAGAAAGGAUCGAACAUCCUCCCUAGGACGAUUUAGAAUGAAUGGAAAUGUACAGUAUAUCAAUAAUAACAAUGUCUGGUUGUAUGACAAUUGUAAGAACUGCAUUUUUACAGUGUAACUUUCAUAUGUUCGAUUGCCAUUUGCGCUUCUCGCGUUUCAACUAUGUAUUUCUUUAUUUUUGUUAGUUUGAUAUAAUGUGUACAGUUGUCUAGCCAUGUAUCAUUAAGUGUGAAAUAAAUGAAUCAUAUAUUGGAUUGUGGCGGCUCAAUACGGCAAGACGCGGUGGGAAAACUGUGGAGGAAACCUGUGCUAAACCUGGACUGAAGCGUAGGGCUUGUGGUUCCGCCAUUAGUCAUAGCGCUAAUGAAAAGUGUCACCUGCCCUAUUAACAUCACGACAGCCUAUUCGUCACUCUCCUAUACACAGUAUUUAUAUGUUUUCAACACAAGGUGCAUCUUUUUAAGAGCAGGGGCCGCCAUUUCAUUCACGUACAAUUUUUCAACACUACAGUAGUUUGGUUGGACAGAGCGGGAAGGUAAAAUGUUUGUUGCAAUUGAGCACAGGCUGGAUGUGUGUGGAUGCUGAGAGACGAAGCGUUGGCACUAAUGCUAUUUUGCGUAAUCCCCCCGCCCCCUGCCCCCUCCUCAUUAACCAAUGUUUAUUUAUUUAUUCCAACUUGUUCAAAGAAUAAACAGUUGACUUUA
Molecule: messenger RNA, 6658 nt
Organism: Nerophis lumbriciformis (worm pipefish)
Lineage: Eukaryota; Metazoa; Chordata; Actinopteri; Syngnathiformes; Syngnathidae
Gene: lrrc4bb
Product: leucine rich repeat containing 4Bb
Biological process (GO): regulation of presynapse assembly; positive regulation of synapse assembly; synaptic membrane adhesion
Cellular component (GO): glutamatergic synapse; postsynaptic density membrane; plasma membrane
Molecular function (GO): signaling receptor binding
Source: RefSeq, a predicted model, not a curated record